AUGGGUGCUAAACUAACCAAAAACAAAAGUGUACCUAUCUUAGGCAAAACUAAAGAAGAACUAACAACAACAGGUGAAAAUAUGGAUAAUCAACUUGAUCUGACAACAACAGCAACAAUUGAAAAUGACAAACAAUCGGAAAAGAAGAAUAAAAAGAAGAAAGAGCCAAAAUCAAAGAAAAAAUCCUCUACUGACACGUUAGAUAAGGGUACGAAUACAGAAAAUUUAAUACUUCCAUCAUCAACAUUCAAUGAACAACUAGUCGGCGAUCAGAUAUCUACAGUAAGCAAUACAGUUUCAUUGGAUACGAAUAUAACUCAAGUAAAUACAAGUUAUCAAACAGAAGUUCCACUGUCCGAUGAACAAGAACUUCCAAAUGCUAGCAUUCUUAUUAGCGUCAUAUCGAUGGAUAGUCAAGUUGAAAAUAAAGCAACUUCUAAUGAACAAGAUGAUCGAGAAAAUAAUUUAACAACUACUGUCGAAUCUUCAGCUAAUACGUCAGUAGCUUGUGCAGGUAUUAUUAAUCAAGUUUACAAUGAAGAACAACAACAACAAUCUGUCGAAUAA
Messenger RNA from Rotaria socialis, 567 nucleotides. NCBI's taxonomy places the organism in Eukaryota, Metazoa, Rotifera, Eurotatoria, Philodinida, Philodinidae. The record is from the annotation of a GenBank genome assembly.